AUGACCCGUGCCGGCACCACCACCACUACUGUGCACGGUGCAAGAGUAUCAAGCAAACCCAACGAACUAGAAGAUGAGAUCGUUAAGGUGAAUUCAAUAACCAGCGUAAAGGGGAAAUAUGACGAAAAAGAUGAAGUUAUUGCAAUAACUAACCAGAUAGAGUACCAACCAUCACUGGGUGAGGCAUCAGAGUACCAACCAUCACUGGGUGAGGCAUCAGAGUACCAACCGUCAUUGGGUGAGGCAUCAGAGUACCAACCGUCACUGAGUGAAGCAUCAGAGUAUCAACCGUCACUGAGUGAAGCAUCAGAGUACCAACCAUCACUGAGUGAAGCAUCAGAGUACCAGCCAUCACUGAGUGAAGCAUCAGAGUACCAACCAUCACUGAGUGAAGCAUCAGAGUACCAACCGUCACUGAGUGAAGCAUCAGAGUACCAACCGUCACUGAGUGAGGCAUCAGAGUACCAACCAUCACUGACUGAAGCAUCAGAGUACCAACCAUCACUGACUGAAGCAUCAGAGUACCAACCAUCACUGAGUGAAGCAUCAGAGUACCAACCAUCACUGACUGAAGCAUCAGAGUACCAACCAUCACUGAGUGAAGCAUCAGAGUACCAACCCUCACUGACUGAAGCAUCAGAGUACCAACCCUCACUGACUGAAGCAUCAGAGUACCAACCAUCACUGAGUGAAGCAUCAGAGUACCAACCCUCACUGACUGAAGCAUCAGAGUACCAACCCUCACUGACUGAAGCAUCAGAGUACCAACCAUCACUGAGUGAAGCAUCAGAGUACCAUCACUGA
Messenger RNA from Procambarus clarkii (red swamp crayfish), 804 nucleotides. The record is from RefSeq and is a predicted model, not a curated record. Lineage: Eukaryota; Metazoa; Arthropoda; Malacostraca; Decapoda; Cambaridae.